AUGGGAUCGGACUUGCUACGGUCGCCGACUAGUCAAGACAUCAGCACGGAGAAAGCCACGCGGUCUUCCUCAUCACCGCCACUCCCCGUGGUGACCCCCGCUGCUGCUGCUGCUUCUACCGCCGCCGCUCAAGUGAACCCUGAAGAUGACUGGGCUGGUCUCUGCGACCGCCAGGAACGUCGACGACGACAGAACCGGCUGAACCAGCGAGCAUACCGGAAGCGAAAACAAGCCGAACGCAACAGCAACAUCAACAAUGCCCUGGUCACACGGUCAUCUUCCUCACACCCACCACCAGCAUUAGGCCCCAACACCAAACAUGAGCAAACCAGCCCACCAUCAUCAUCAUCAUCAUCAUCAUCAUCAACAACAACAUCCUCCUCCCCCUCCUCCCAAACCCUCAUCACCCGCCGCACCCUAACCAGCGAAGUCUCCAAACCGGAAAACAUCCGGCGAAUAUUCGAGCACUUCGCACGGGUCGCCUACGAGAGCUACUUCCGCGGCUCCCCAUCCGCGGACCACCUCCUGACGCUCAGCAAACUAAACGUCUUCCGCGCCUUCAUGACCAACAUGACAGUUCUCGGCUUCGGUAAUUCCACCACCUGGUGUGACGACGACGACGCCCUCUCCCUGUUCAACACCCUCCCGCCCGAGGCAAUCCAGGAAAAGCGACUGCCGGUGAGUCUCCGUCCGACGAAGAUCCAAAUGCAGGUGCCGCAUCACCCGUGGUUGGAUUUCUUCCCGUUGCCGCGCCUCCGGGAUAAUUUGUGCCUCAUGAUUGAUCGGUUCGAUGAUGAUGAGCUUUGUCAUGAUGUUAUGGGGUUCUGGGAUAAUGCGUCCGAUACGUGUAGUUUGUUGGUGUGGGGGGAGCCGUCGGAUCCGGCGAAUUGGGAGGUCACGGAGCAGUUUUUGAGAAAGUGGCCGUGGGUGUUGAGGGGGUGUCCUGAGUUGUUGAAGAGUACGAAUCGGUGGAGGCAGAAGAGGGGGGAGAAGAUGAUUAUUAGGUAUUUGUAG
This is a messenger RNA of Aspergillus luchuensis, 1014 nucleotides long. Its product is annotated as DUF3425 domain-containing protein. The record is from RefSeq and is a predicted model, not a curated record. The transcript is spliced from 2 exons. Bases 1 to 1014 code for a protein of 337 amino acids. Lineage: Eukaryota; Fungi; Ascomycota; Eurotiomycetes; Eurotiales; Aspergillaceae.